UUUUUGCAUUACCUUGAAUCAAACAUUUAGCCAGUCGUGUUUUUCGUUUACUAAUUAAAUAACCUUUAGUCAUUUAUUAUCGCUUAUUAGGAAAAUAAUUUAUCUGUUUUUAUUGGUGUUUUCUGUUUUAGUCUAACCUCAAACUACGAUAGCCACUUUAGCUGAAGACGAAACCCGAUUUUUCGACACUUUCUUUGAAAGCAUUUAACUAAAAGCAUCUGGAACACACGCUCCCAUAUCACACAGGCAAUUAUCAACAUAAACGGACCAUUUCCACUGCGAAUAGUAUUUCAACAUGUACAAGAAGAGGUAUCAUAAGAAACACUUCACACAUUUGCAUGCUGUUCAAAACUACCAGGUGAACAAAGGAAAAUAUAAACAUUUUAAACGUUUCACGGUACGGAAAGAGCGAUGGUUCAUUCACGACCAAAAUUUUUUAAACAAAAAAUUAACAGAGGAAAGUAGCUACCCUCAUAGACCAACAACUACACAUGAUUUCCAAGAAGCAUUUUUUGAUGCUUUCUAUGAAAGUAAUGAAUUAAAGAAACCAAUUAUACGAGAUUUGUUCACUCAACAAAACCUCACUACAAGCAAGGAAACCCCCGAAAAUAUUAUGCCGAUCACCACAGACGAACGCCUUUUGGAGGGCACACCUGUAGAAGGGUCAUUUCCAAAGUGUGUGCGGGAAAGUGUAAAUGUAGAUAUAUAUUUACAACAAACAACAUUUGACAAUUCUUCAACCCCGAUUAUCAAUUCAGCGUUGCCUCAAUCCACAAUCGAGUUUCCUGCUUGGAUUCCAAAACAAACUUCUCGAAUCGCGAAUAACAUCAACAGUGCUGCUCUGGAACAUCCAUUGAAAAAUUUCGAUAACCAUUCAGCUGAUCCUUAUAUAAUUAUAGAUUUAAACGGGCUACCAAUAUCCAGUAAGGAGCUCGGGAAAAUCAUGCCGAUUUCAUAGCGAAAAGAAUUUAUCAACAUUUGAAAGGAGACGAUUUGUUGAUUGUAAGAGCUACAAACACAGGUUUGGUGUGGAAUCAGUUGUAAAAUUUGUCUCAUAGAAAAGGCGUCUAGGAAAGGUACUGAUUCCGUGAUGAAUGUUCAAUUUUGUGAUUUGAAGAAAACAUUUUUACGAGAUUUGACUAGAUUUGAAGUUUAUUGUUUAUGAAGUUUAUUAAAAAAUAGUUUAUUAAAUGCCAGCUGAUCUCGUUGAGAUUGAUUAUUUAAGGUAGAUACUUCUUACUUUUAAAUUAUAAGAAAAUAUGUGUAUGCAAGUAAAUUCGUUUGUGAAUCUUUUCCGUUGUUAAAAAUAAACAAAAUGUGCUAGCUUAUAAACAAUAACAUUAAAAUUUCUCAAAUUGAA
This is a messenger RNA of Anastrepha ludens (Mexican fruit fly), 1360 nucleotides long. RefSeq lists its product as uncharacterized. Bases 296 to 958 code for a protein of 220 amino acids. The transcript is spliced from 4 exons. Lineage: Eukaryota; Metazoa; Arthropoda; Insecta; Diptera; Tephritidae. The record is from RefSeq and is a predicted model, not a curated record.